AUGGCCACGAGAAUGAGGCUGAAGCUGAAAACGGUGUUUGUGCUGUACUUCAUGGUGUCUCUGCUGGGUCUCAUCUAUGCAUUGAUGCAGCUGGGUCAACGUUGUGACUGCACGGAGCACGACAUGCCCAAGGAGCGUACCAUAUCACGACUGCGCGGGGAGCUGCACCGUCUUCAGGAGCAAGCCAGGAAGUCGGAGGCCACCCGACGACCCCAGAAAGAGUCCUCCCUGCCCACCAUCUUUGUCGUCACGCCGACAUACGCCAGGCUGGUGCAAAAGGCCGAGCUGACCCGCUUGUCCCAGACCUUCCUCCACGUGCCACGGCUCCACUGGAUUGUCGUGGAGGACUCCCAACGCAAGACGCCUCUUGUGGAGCAACUCUUGGCCAAGUCGGGCUUGACUUACACUCACCUUCACGUGGCCACCGCCAAAGAACGCAAGCUGCAGGAGGGGGAUCCGAAUUGGCUCAAGCCUCGCGGCGUGGAGCAACGCAACGAAGCCUUACGCUGGCUACGAGAGGACGGGAAAGCACGGGAGGGCGUAGUCUAUUUCGCCGAUGACGAUAACACGUACAGCCUGCAGAUAUUUGAAGAGAUGAGGAACACGCAGCGAGUGUCUGUGUGGCCCGUGGGGUUAGUCGGCGGGAUGAAGUACGAGAAACCCGUCGUAGAACGGGGAAAGGUGGUCCGCUUUCACGUGGGUUGGCGUCCGAGUCGUCCCUUCCCCAUGGACAUGGCCGGUUUCGCCGUGUCCCUCAAGUUGCUCCUGGACAAUCCCGACUCCUGUUUUGACGGCAACGCGGCAAUGGGCUUCCUGGAGAGCAGUCUCUUGCAGGGACUCGUCACCAUGGACCAACUUGAGCCCAAAGCGGAUAACUGUUCCAAAGUGCUGGUGUGGCACACGCGCACCGAGAAGCCCAAGAUGAAACGCGAAGAUGCUCUGCAGCCUCAGGGACUGGGCUCGGACCCAGCUGUGGAAGUCUGA
Molecule: messenger RNA, 984 nt
Organism: Nerophis lumbriciformis (worm pipefish)
Lineage: Eukaryota; Metazoa; Chordata; Actinopteri; Syngnathiformes; Syngnathidae
Source: RefSeq, a predicted model, not a curated record